This is a messenger RNA of Diatraea saccharalis (sugarcane borer), 1695 nucleotides long. NCBI's taxonomy places the organism in Eukaryota, Metazoa, Arthropoda, Insecta, Lepidoptera, Crambidae. The record is from the annotation of a GenBank genome assembly.
AUGUUUCAAUAUGAAUACGAGAAGAGACCACAAUCGGCAUCAUCAUGCGCCAGCCGCUCCACAACGCUCACCAGCUGGGAUCCACCUACUCCCAUCACCACGAGACCCCCUCUACCACCCAGGCCGGCGAUAUGCCAAAGGAUGCCUAGUAAAACCACUGUUCCUCUGAAGGUGUGGAUAAUAGCGAGUGCCUCAUGUUUCGCGGUGUGCGCAGCACUGGUGUUGGCCACGGUGGUGAUCACCAAGUGGGGCUCCACCCAAGAGUACACCAGGCAAAUAUACGAGGAGCCGGAAUCAGUAUAUUCAAAACCUCAUCCAAUCUAUAUAACGCAGAAGCCUCAAAACACUGAUGAAGACCCAACAACCAAUACUAACGAAAUAGACGCUGACAUGGAAAUUAUAGAAAAACUAUCCAUAUUCAAAAACGUUGUAGCUCAAAGAGCGUCAACAAAAAAAGAUCUCAUAUCAAAACCCCAAAUUCAUCCAAUACACGACACUAUAGAGCAUGCUGAAAGAAAAAUCGAGAAGAAAGACAAACCAAAAUAUCCUGACCAACAAGAUUUGGAAACUGUCGAUUACACUACAAAACCUAUACCUUCUUUCAAACCUACUCUCCCAGACGUUUUCAUUCAAGGACAAGUGAAACUUCCUGAUGGUUAUUUAUUAGGUUUUAAGAAACCCAAUCCAGAUUAUGAAGAGUAUUAUAGAGAUGAUAAUUUAUACGACGAUUAUAUGCAGAGUAAUUCGAUGACCAAUUAUUUGAUAGAAAAAGUUCAAGAGCUACAUGAUUGGAUAAAUUCUGAUCCCGAUUUUGAUUCCGUUAAGAACGCAUCGAAGAUAGCAAGGAACAGUAAUGAAUUCACUGAAGUAUUAAAGGCUUUGAAUCAGAGUCUUGUACAAGGGAAUGUCUCUAUUGUAAUGAGUAAGUUAAAGGACUUGUACUUGGGUGAUAGUAAUAAGACUCUGAGUCAUGGUAGAAAGAUGAUUGUCAGUAACAGUACCGACUUACUCUCAUUCGGUAUAUUGACAUUGGAUAUUUUGUUGCUACAUAAUAUACAGCAGAUGGCAUGGGAGAAUCAGGAAUCAGCUCGCACUAAGAUGCUGAAGGACCCAGACGUUUUCGCGUUCAACGCUCUAUUCAUGGAACCUAGUAAAGUGGAAGCGAGACAGAACGAGAUUAACGGACACGACUUAUUAACAUUCUCCAAACGUCAAGGCUUCCAUCAGGACUCGGAGGAAUUCGACAUCGGCACCAGCAUCUUGGACAACUUCCUGGAGAUCGGGGUGUCCACCACUCGAGCGGCCAUACAUCUCGGACGGGCUUACAAAAACACCAAAGCGAUCCUCGCGCAGUUGUCUAAUCAUGAAACAGCACCUGAGAAUGUCCAUAAUCAGCUCUCCAGGCGCAUAGACGAGAACACGCACGCUCUCAACCACCUGCAGACUUCAUUUGAAGGCGGCACCGCUAACGGGUCUUACUAUACAGAAUUGGAUUGUCUAUGGUUGUUGUACUGUAGAAAUCUGGUCGCUACAACCAAAUUGAACGCACCAUAUGGCAUCAUGGCUAGGAUAAAUGGGAUGGCGCUUCGCAUGUUGACCGGGGAGGUGCCAUCGGAGCGUGCGAUAGAAACAAUACUAGUCGAAGCUCUCUCCGGCUGGACGGAGCUAAAGUGUGAUCAUAUGUUUCCCAGGUGA